Molecule: messenger RNA, 1716 nt
Organism: Gregarina niphandrodes
Lineage: Eukaryota; Apicomplexa; Conoidasida; Eugregarinorida; Gregarinidae
Product: adaptor complexes medium subunit family protein
Exons: 1
Coding region: 1-1716 (571 amino acids)
Biological process (GO): endocytosis
Cellular component (GO): cytoplasmic vesicle
Source: RefSeq, a predicted model, not a curated record
AUGUCUGUCAGGGCAGAGCUCUUGGGUAUUGCCGAUGCAGACAGUCGAGAAGUCUUAUACCGCCGCCAGUGGGCCGAGGGGCUCGAUAGCGUCCCUGAUUCGCUGCAGCGACGCUUGCAAAAGGUUUUGAAGCAGGGUAAUGGAUCGAUGUCGGUGGCUCAAAUGCGGGUUGGACCGAAGGUGAUGACGGCUGCGGUGGUGGACAGGUUGAUGUAUAUUUUGUACACCGCCGCUGACAGCCUAGGAGACGACGGAUUCCAUGAGCCGUGGGUAGUGGUCAUACUCGAGUCGCUCCAUUCGGAGUUGUCUAAGAUCGGAGGCCGAGAGGCUUUGUUGGAUGGAUGCCGCAACCAGCCUUUGACGGACAGCAGCGCUGAGGGUCUGUUGAGGGUCAACGCGGUUAUUGAGUUAUCGUUUGCGCCCAAUGGACGGUCAUACGCGCACUUUACGAACCUGGCUCCGUCGUUGAUUCCUCCAUUAAGAGAAGGCAUGAACAAGGUUUUGGAUGUCUUGACCCAGAACAAGAAGAUAAGCAAUGAGCUCCUGAUGGACAUUUCGGAAAGCAUUCCCUGGUGCAAGACACCAAUUAAUAGCGUACAGCGGCCGCUGGGAACGUCCCUAUCAGGAGGCGGCGCUGAAGGAGGUCUCCUGAACUCGGGGGUCUGGUGGCGGUCGAACCAAAUACCGGACUCGCGAGAGUCCUAUGUAUACCUGGAUAUCGAGGAGAAGGCUCGUGCCGUAAUUGUGAACCACACAGUAGUGGCGUCAUCCAUCAGCGGAACGAUCAGCAUGGACGCCCACCUGUCGACCAACCGCUCUGAUCACCGCGACGACGAGUCCAUCGAGUGCCUCUUGAUCAGCCGGAGUCCGGCGUGUGCGGACAGUCUCGGCCGAACCUCAUUCGACUCGGCGAAUUCGGGAGGAUGUCCGGUAGAAGGAUUUCAUAUGCGUAGUCAGGUUCCGUUCCUGACUACGACUAAGGCUUUCCAGAGUUCCUCUUUGGAUAAUUAUCGCAUUCAUUACCAUCCGUGUGUUGAGCGAGAUGCUUACGGCAAGUCUACAAACCCGGCCGUGAAGAAUCUUAAAGUGAGGUUUCCGCCAGAAGGGAAAAUUGGUCUGAUUUCGUAUUUUACGACAGCUAAGAAAUUCCAAAUACCCUUUGAGAUCCAGUCGAGUGUUAUCCAAUGCGGCCCCGGUAUGCGACGACUGCAGCUAACGCUAACAACCACGAGCGCCCUAUUCGGGAACCGACUAUUGAACAAUCAGACGUUGAAGAUGAUGAGGCCACUGGUGCGUAUUUUUGUGUCAAGUGUGCAGAAGAGCUCAAUGCCCACUAUCGGGUACCUUAUUGACCCCAAUAGUAUGACUCGUCCAAAUGCGGAUGAGACUACACUCGAUUCCACUUCGCACGGUUCAUCUGCACAAGGUACAACUGCGAGGGAUACAGCUGCGCACAGUUCGGCUGCGUUACAUGAUAGUGGCGUCAAUGACGGUUCGAGUCAACAUAUCGACUGGCAAUUGCCUGAGUUGACAGAGACGAGCACCAAGGCCGAGUUAACUAUUUGGUAUAUGUCGACGUGCAGACCGCGGGCAAAGAUCUUCUUUACGGUGCCUCGAUGGUCUUUAUCGGGAUUGACAUUGGGCAACAUGGCCUGUAAGGCUGGGUGUCGUGGCAUACGACAUAUUCUUUCCGUUUCUACUGAUUACACAUUAUAG